AAGCUUUCGAUUUUAUGUUUUUUGUGUAAAUGGUUCGCGGCGGUGAAUAACUGCUGGGAAGUUGAGGAAGUUGUGUUAGUAGGAUUUGGAGCUAGGCUUUGUAGAUUCCACUGCAUGUUUGAUUGAUUUGUAUUGCGAUGAUGAUGGCGGAUGAGAGCGCUAAGCGUUGAUUUGUAUCCGGGACAUGCUGAGCUACAGAAUUAUUCUGGGGGUAUGCGCUGAGCACUGCAAUAUAUACUCUUAACCGAGUUCCAACCAAGGCGGUUGAAGGAACACCAUACCAGCUAUAGACGGGCAAAUGCCCGGUUCUGUCACACUUAAAGAUUUGGGGCUGUGAGGCUUACGUCAAAUGUCUUAUGACGAAUGGCAAGCUUGACGCCAAGUCUGAUAAGUGUUUCUUCAUGGGAUACCCCAAGGAAACUCGAGGGUAUUCAUUAUAUCACCCUAUCGAUAAGAAGGUAUUCGUUGCUCGCAAUGGUGUCUUCCUCGAGAAGGAAUUUCUCUCCAACGCAACUAGUGGGAGAAAGAUAGAGCUCGAAGAAAUUCAAGACGACGAAGAAACUACCGCGCCGGUUCAGGAACAUGAGCUAGAGGAACAAACCGUUGUACCUCAAAAUGCUCAAGAUACACAAGAACCCCGUAGGUCUAACCGGUUACGCACACAACCUGAAAGGUAUGGAUUCAUCCUAACCUUUGAGGGUGACGUAAUGCUUAUCGACCAGGAUGAGCCGGAGACCUACAUCGAGGCAAUCAGUUGUCCCGAGGCUGAGGAAUGGCGUCAAGCCAUGCAGUCCGAAAUGGAUUCCAUGUACACCAACCAAAUGGCAAACAACAACACAAACAACCUCGCCCUGCGUUCCAUUCUGGAUAAAGAUAAAUUGAACGGAACAAACUUUGUUGACUGGCAACGCAAUCUCUCCAUUGUUCUCCGCAUGGAUGAGAAAGAGUAUGUGCUCGAAAAGCCCAUUCCUCCUGCCCCUCCCGCUAAUGCCCCGAAAGCGGUUAGAGGUGCCUACGAUAAACACGUUAAGGAUGACAACCAGGUUAGCUGUGUCAUGCUGGCUACCAUGAUAACCGAGCUGCAAAAACAGCACGAGGACAUGAAGGCCCACGAGAUGAUCGUGGCCUUGCGGCAGCUAUACCAGGGGCAAUCCAGGCAUGAAUGUUUUCUCGUGAAGAAACUCGGGUUCUCCUUGCAGAAGGAGCUGGCAACGGACCUGAUCCUGCAGUCGCUCCCUGAGCUGUAUAAGGGUUUUGUUAUGAACUACAUGAUGCAUGAUCUUGACAAACCCCUUCCGGAGCUUCUUAAAAUGCUACUGCAGAGGAGAACCUUACUAAGGGCAAGGGUGCUUCCGUCCUUAUGGUCCAAGGCGGAAAGGGGAAGCAGAGAGAAGAAGAGGAUUAAGAUUAAGGCUAGGACGGUCGGAAAGCCUAAAUCAAAGUCCACUUCAUCUGCAACCCAGAAACCCGUAGGAGGAGUUGCAAAGGGCAAAUGUCAUCACUGUGGUAAGGCAGGCCACUGGAGGAGAAACUGCAAGACAUACCUCGCAACCAAGAAGAAUGAAGAAUCUACCAAGGUAUGCAAGUUGCAGCGAUCAAUCUACGGAUUGAAGCAAGCCUCACGGAGUUGGAACAUCCGCUUUCACGAAACUGUCAUCGGCUUUGGUUUUGAAAGAAAUUCGGAUGAAUCUUGUGUAUACAAGAAGGUCAGUGGGAGUGCUAUAGUCUUCCUUGCUCUGUAUGUUGAUGACAUACUGCUCAUAGGAAACGAGAUUCCUACUUUAACCACUAUCAAAACGUGGUUGAGUAAGAGUUUCUCUAUGAAGGACUUGGGAGAUGCCAGUUAUGCACUUGGCAUAAGGAUCUAUAGGGAUAGAUCACGGAAGCUGUUAGGUCUUAGUCAAAAAGCGAAAGAACCUCGGUCUCACCAGAAGACCAAACACAUCGUUAGACGUUAUCACAUCAUACGAGAAAUCGUUGCACGUGGGGACGUUGAGAUUUGCAAGAUAGGUACAGGCGACAAUAUCGCGGAUUCGUUGACAAAGGCUUUGGGAAAGCCUAAACAAGAAUGUCAUACGUGGUCCAUGGGCAUUCGAGAAAUGCUUGAUUGGCCUUAGGGCAAGUGGGAGAUUGUUGUAUUUAGGUACCCUCGCGGCAAUCAAAUACCUAUGUAACUGUACACUUUAUCAUGAAUGAAAGGCUCUGAAGUAU
This is a messenger RNA of Cuscuta campestris, 2211 nucleotides long. The record is from the annotation of a GenBank genome assembly. Lineage: Eukaryota; Viridiplantae; Streptophyta; Magnoliopsida; Solanales; Convolvulaceae.